Molecule: messenger RNA, 1894 nt
Organism: Nilaparvata lugens (brown planthopper)
Lineage: Eukaryota; Metazoa; Arthropoda; Insecta; Hemiptera; Delphacidae
Product: trimeric intracellular cation channel type 1B.1
Exons: 8
Coding region: 441-1268 (275 amino acids)
Biological process (GO): potassium ion transmembrane transport
Cellular component (GO): membrane
Molecular function (GO): potassium channel activity; identical protein binding
Source: RefSeq, a predicted model, not a curated record
AUAAACAGAUGAUUUUUGUAUGCAGAUGCAGACUACCAAAAACAUAAACAAAGAUAUCAAAGCAAAUUCAACAUAAUUGAUGGCACAAGUCGUAAUUGCCUGUGAAUAAUUUGAUAAUAGGUAUAUUGUGAAUUUAUUGUAAUAGUAAUAGUUUCAGUGUGUUCAAUUGUCAUCUAUAAAGAAGAAUCGUACACUCCAAGAAGUGGUGCCGGCUAUUUACCGCGCAUGCGUAUUUCUGAUUUGAGAUGGAUUAUUUUUGCGGCAUAGUCACGAGGCUUGUGUUAUUCCUGUACUGCUGCAUACCCAUUUAGUUUAGGUUUAGGAAAUUAACAAUCCAAACGCUAAGUUAGUCCCUAGUGAGACCUGGAGUGAGUUGCGUUUAGCAUUGGUGAGGGUGACUGAAUUUUAGGGCUCGGGGCAACCUUUCAAGUGUUGACACCAUGGAUCCAGAAGCUUUCUUAGACCUGGCUAACCAGGUAACAAAACUGAAAAUGUUUCCCUAUUUCGAUAUUGCCCACAGUGUUCUAUGUGCACUACAUGUCCGGGAGGAUCUUGGACCAGGAGCACAAGCUUUCUCGAGGAAACACCCCAUGUCAUGUUGGCUAUCCACAAUGCUUGUGGUGUUUGCUGGUGGCAUGCUCUGCAAUGGACUCCUAGGAGAACCUAUCCUAGCACCUCUGAAAAACACACAACAAUUGACUGUCGCCACUAUUGUUUGGUAUGUAGUUUUUUACACACCAUUCGACAUAGGAUACAAAGCAGCAAAAUUCUUACCCGUCAAACUUGUGUUCUCAGCCAUGAAAGAGAUUUACAGGUGUAAAAAAGUCUAUGAUGGUGUAACACACGCCGCUAAGCUUUAUCCCAACGCCUACCUAAUAAUGAUCCUUAUUGGAACUCUGAAAGGUAAUGGCGCUGGUUUUACAAAACUGUUUGAAAGACUGAUAAGAGGUGUUUGGACCCCAACUGCCAUGGAGUUCAUGCAGCCUAGUUUCCCAACCAAAGCGUGCAUUGUGGCAUCUAUUAUUUUUGUUUUGGAUAAGAAAACUGAUUUGAUCUCCGCUCCUCAUGCACUGGUUUACUUUGGAAUUGUUAUAUUCUUCGUUUAUUUCAAGCUUUCUUCUAUCCUUCUUGGAAUACAUGAUCCAUUCGUGCCAUUCGAAAACUUGUUCUGUGCAUUGUUCCUGGGUGGCAUAUUCGAUUCCUUCGCCAAACUUUUCGGACACGGUGCGGCUAAAGAUGAGAAAACUGAUGCUAAGAAAAAAGAGUAAUAAUAUGAUUUGGUGGCCAGGCAGAUCAAAUAACACCAAUUUAAUCAAAGCCAAAAAGAUUGACUAGUCAGAUAUGGAAAGGGAACACUCGACGCGAACACGACCGACUCAGAAUUGUUCAAUUCUGAAUGAGUUCAACAACAACAGUUCAAGUUAACAUUAUUAGUAUUAACUUUGCUGUUUUCUAAUGUUUAUUUUUGUUUAAUUAGUUUAAAUGUGAUUUGUAUGAUUUAUUUCUUUGUCUGUAUUGAACCAUGUAUGUGCAGUAUCAAAUAGUUUAUUGUUCUUUUCAAAAGAAUCAAACAAUAUUACUAUUGUUGAGCAAGUAAUUCAACUGUUCGUUUCUGUGAUUGAGAUUGGAUGUGGGUGCAAUCUCCUUACGUCGUUGAAUUACUCGCCCACCAAUUGAAAUAUUAUUGUAAUUAGUUUUCAAAACAUGAAUAAUGCAGUAUUAUUCAUUUGUAUGAAUUUUAAAUGUGAAUUGACGUACUAUAUUCUUUGUUUUAAAUGUAUUGACUGCAAUUAUUAUUAAAAUACUGUUGUAUUCUAUAUAAAUUUUCUGCAAGUAUGAUACAGUUGUAAAACGUUUUUAACCAUUUUGUAAUUAUAUAAUAUUCAAAACCUGA